UAAUUAUUUGUGUUUAUUUCAUGAAUAUAUAUUAUCUUGAAGUUUGCAACAUAUGAUUGCAUAUUUGUUGCUAAUCGCGUAUAAGUUUUACGUGUCCAUUAAGCCACGUCAAAAUAUUUGUUUGAUACAAUGGUGGAAGUUGAAUCUAUGACAAGAUAUGUCUCUCCUAUUAAUCCUGCAAUUUUUCCAUUAUUGGCAGUGGUAUUAUUGGGAAUUGGAAUAUUCUUUACAGCAUGGUUUUUUGUAUAUGAAGUUACUAGCACAAAAUUUACAAGGGAUAUGUUUAAAGAGUUAUUAAUUUCUCUAGUGGCAGCAUUAUUUUCCGGUUUUGGUAUAUUAUUUCUACUUCUUUGGGUUGGAAUUUAUGUAUAGAUUCAUCUUAUAAAUGAAAAAAAUUAAUUUUAAAAUUAUAUGAAAUAGCACUUAAUUAAUAUGAUUAAUUAUAUAGAAUAUUAUAAGAAUAAAAAAAACAAUGUAUUUUUACUAAAUCAUGCAAUUACAAUGAUUAAUCUAUAUAUUUAUCACACAGUAAAUAAGCAAUGUAUUUCUUAAUAUUUAAAAUCACUAUUUUAAAUACAUAAUUUUUUUUAUAAUAUAAAAAAUCAAUUAAAAAGUACGCUUUUUUACAUUUUUUAAAUAAGAAUAUAAAUACAUUUAAAAAUAUAAUUCUGUAAAACAAA
Messenger RNA from Apis florea (little honeybee), 680 nucleotides. RefSeq names its product oligosaccharyltransferase subunit 5 kud (gene kud). NCBI's taxonomy places the organism in Eukaryota, Metazoa, Arthropoda, Insecta, Hymenoptera, Apidae. The record is from RefSeq and is a predicted model, not a curated record. Gene Ontology annotation, cellular component: oligosaccharyltransferase complex.